This is a messenger RNA of Mastomys coucha (southern multimammate mouse), 1261 nucleotides long. It is a transcript of the gene Gjd3, whose product is annotated as gap junction protein delta 3. The record is from RefSeq and is a predicted model, not a curated record. Gene Ontology annotation, biological process: cell communication. Gene Ontology annotation, cellular component: connexin complex. The transcript has a single exon. Lineage: Eukaryota; Metazoa; Chordata; Mammalia; Rodentia; Muridae. The coding region runs from base 1 to 837 and encodes 278 amino acids.
AUGGGGGAGUGGGCGUUCCUGGGCUCCCUGCUGGAUGCGGUGCAGCUGCAGUCGCCGCUCGUGGGUCGCCUCUGGCUGGUGGUCAUGCUGAUCUUCCGCAUCCUGGUGCUGGCCACGGUGGGAGGUGCCGUGUUCGAGGACGAGCAGGAGGAGUUCGUGUGUAACACGCUGCAGCCCGGCUGUCGCCAGACCUGCUACGAUCGCGCCUUCCCGGUGUCCCACUACCGCUUCUGGCUCUUCCACAUCCUGCUGCUGUCGGCGCCGCCGGUGCUGUUCGUCAUCUACUCCAUGCACCAGGCCAGCAAGGAGGCGGGUGGCGCGCAGCCGACCCCGCCGUGCGCGCGCGGGCGUACCGAGGCGCCGUGCUCCCCGUGCGCCCUGCGCGCUCGCCGCGCGCGCCGCUGCUACCUGCUGAGCGUGGCUCUGCGCCUGCUCGCCGAGCUGGCCUUCCUGGGCGGCCAGGCGCUGCUCUACGGCUUCCGCGUGGCCCCCCACUACGUGUGCGCCGGGCCACCUUGCCCGCACACGGUCGACUGUUUCGUGAGCCGGCCCACCGAGAAGACCGUCUUCGUGGUCUUCUACUUCGCCGUCGGGCUGCUGUCGGCGCUGCUCAGCGUGGCCGAGCUGGGUCACCUGCUCUGGAAGGGUCGCCAGCGCGCCAAGCUGCUCCCGCCGCCGCCGCCGUCGCCCUCUCUGCCUUCGCAGCGCGGGGACCCCGACCCCUUCGGCCCGCCAGCCUACGCGCACCGCUCCUCGGCCGGCGACAGCGAGGGCGAGGGCGGCAGCGGCCACAGCAAAGCGUCGCUAGCCACGAUGCGCCAGGACCUGGCCAUCUAGCGGCGAGAUCGGAGGCUGGAUGUCAGCACCCGGGGCCUUGGAGGCAGAAGAGCCUGUCUGAGCAGAAGAUGAACAGAGGGGACCCCCAGAGCAGAAAAUACGCUGAAGGAGACCGCUGGGGUUCGGGUGGAGGGUGAUGUCGCACUUCCUAGUGCUGGUUGCAGCAGCUGUGUUGAAUCAGGGGGGGCUCCUUCGUGCUGUGAUCCUAGCGGAAAGGGAGGAUGCCAAGGGUUCCCCUGAGAGGAGGCGAUCAGGCAGUGGGUGACCUGCUUGUUGCACCGGGGACAAAAUCAACAGUGAUGGCAACAUUCCCAGGUCCCCUGGUAAUUCAGAGAGUUCUUUGUGGGCAUUCUGUGCACACAAGCACACUGGAUACACUCAGAUGGGUUGCUUGAGCACAGUAAACCUCCGCGAGCUGUGUGUA